Molecule: messenger RNA, 5683 nt
Organism: Mizuhopecten yessoensis (Yesso scallop)
Lineage: Eukaryota; Metazoa; Mollusca; Bivalvia; Pectinida; Pectinidae
Product: N-acetylglucosamine-1-phosphotransferase subunits alpha/beta-like
Exons: 29
Coding region: 108-3647 (1179 amino acids)
Biological process (GO): carbohydrate phosphorylation; N-glycan processing to lysosome
Cellular component (GO): Golgi apparatus
Molecular function (GO): UDP-N-acetylglucosamine-lysosomal-enzyme N-acetylglucosaminephosphotransferase activity
Source: RefSeq, a predicted model, not a curated record
AGUAACCAAAACCGGAAGUAAUAAUUCCAAACAGGAAGUAGUCACACGUGUAAUGGUAGCGCCCAUGGCAGCAGUUGGCUGCGGCUAGAUGAUGCAUUGAAAGCAAGAUGCCGAGCAAUUUUCAGAAAGCAUUACAAAAGCAAGCUUAUGACAUUGUUUCCCACAGAUAUGGAUUGCUUAUUGUCAUUGGUGCCAUAGCUCUUGUCACAAUAUCUGCAUUCCAUUUUGGAGAGACAGUUUUGGAAUGGAGUGAAGAAAAGUAUGCAGCUGUUUUCAACUCCUACAGUGAUAAUUUGGCUGGAAAGUCCUUUAGAGAAAGGUUGUGCUUGCCAGUGCCCAUAGAUGUUGUCUAUACCUGGGUGAAUGGAUCUGACCCCAAACUCAUCAACCAGCUCCGCAAGGUCAAACUGGACAUGGAGGAGGAACUAAACAUCACAAGAUUAACAGCAAAGACUGAAAAUGGAGAAGAAAAAUGUACCUUCACCAACUGCCUAAAGACCAACAUGGUCAUUCUGGAACCACCACUGCCGAAGGAGAUGACUCUGGAAGAACUAUCCAGGAUAUGCUCAACAUUCAAGCAUGCCCAGAAGCUGUUUCCUGUGACAUCUAAUACUGAGGAUAAAUUGAACUUCAGUGUUGUUGCUUUUCCAGAUACCUUUAACAUGUCAACCCUCCAAAGCGAGGACUUAGUUGUAAAUGAACUGAACGUGACAAUUAGGAGUGGAUACAUUACGACAGACUGGACUGUUCCCAACAGUAUACUGAUGUCAGACGUGAUUAUCAUGGCAGGAAUACCAUCUAAGUACAGUCUGGAAGAGCUGAAGGAUAAACUGCCAAACAAUGUCAAAAAUGGUGUGGACAAGAUGGAGUUACACAGUGAAGAAGGCCUGGUGGUGAUGUAUGUUCCACAACAUGAUGAUUUCAACAGAAUCCUAGCUGCCAAUAAUUUUUCGUUUGAUGGCAAGGAGCCAACACUGAAUGCUGCCAAUCUAUUCUGGGACCUAAGAGAUUUCCGGAGAAAUGAGGAUGUAUCUGCCAGUCGCUUUGAGGACAACGAAGAACUGAGAUAUUCACUGCGAUCCAUUGACAGAUUUGCUCCUUGGGUCCGACACAUUUAUAUCAUUACUAACGGACAAAUCCCCUAUUGGCUCAACAUGGAACAUCCCAGAGUCACCGUGGUUACACACGAGGAUUUGUUCCCUAAUAAGACUCACCUGCCGACCUUUAGCUCACCGGCUAUAGAGGCCCAUGUCCAUCGGAUUCCUGGACUGUCCAAACGCUUCAUCUACCUUAAUGAUGAUGUCAUGUUUGGGAAAGAGGUGUGGCCUGAUGACUUCUACACCUUCAGUGGGGGUCAAAAGGUGUAUUUGACUUGGCCUGUUCCAAACUGUCAAGAUGGCUGCCCGACAACUUGGAUCAAAGAUGGCUACUGUGACAAGGCGUGUAACAACUCUGAAUGUGAAUGGGAUGGUGGAGACUGCACAGGUGACCAUGUAAAUCAAGCUGCUCACUGGCAGGGAGGAGUGUGGCAAGGUGAUGCUGGGGCAGACUAUUGCUAUCAAGGCUGUCCAAAUUCCUGGCUGGCAGAUCGCUACUGUGAUACAACCUGUAAUAAACUGGAGUGCGGGUUUGACACAGGGGAUUGUGGGAUAGAUAACUACAAUCAACUGUAUCGAGUUGACCUUCUCCCAACAUUAACCAAUUACACAAUCCCUAAAGGUGAAACCGUCAUCUACUUCAACCUGACUACCUUGGUUGGUUUGAAGGGGUUGAUUGAUCAUGCAAGUUACAACCAGUCCAGUGUCAUAAGAACCGCUGCUGUUGGCAACAAAUUUAGAGUCAUGACCCUUGUUCUACAUCCAAACCAUAACCAGACUUUAGUGACCUUCACCUUACAAGGUCACAAGGGGAACACCAAUGACACGGUGAAGCUUACUUUUAACGUGACUGUUGAAACCCAUCCAGUGAAUAAGAAAGCAGAAGUCAGUGUUAAUGAAACUCUUGAGAUUACAAAAGCAAACAAGACUGAAGGAAACAUCACACAGACCAAGAAAGAGGUCAAGGAAAUCAAGCUAGAAGAUAUUCCUAAGGACUUGUGGAAUCCAAAAGCUAUGGCUCCAGUAAAACAACUGUCGGAUCUUCCACCUCAUGUGAACUUAUCAGCGGUUGAACUUCCAGAGCCUUUGGCAGUAGAACUGAACAACUCCAGGCAACAGUUGAUGGAUGGUGAAAUAACACAAAAAGGAUUUAUAAUUCAACAACAGUUCAUCUGGCAAAAAUUCCAAAUUCUACAUGGACAGAAUCCAGAAGAAAAAAACGACAUUCAGAAAAAUCCUGUUGUCCUAGGAUCAAAUAGCAAAAUGGGACAACGAAGAUUACUUGGUCUCGCUAGAUCUUCUGUUGUCAUGGAAAUGGAUCAAAAUGGCUACCUUAUUGAAUUGGAUGAUGGAAAUAUUGAGAAGGAGCAUUUGAGAAACAUUAUCAUUAACGAUAGACCCUUUGCUUCAGAGAGUAAUCUUCCUUGGGAAAAAGAUGGAGUCUUUAACAAAAUUCAUGAGGAGAAAGAGAAGCUGGAACGAUCACAACAAUUCACCAUCUCCCCCAGACGAGGACGUCGCCUCCUGGACACAUUUGGCGACUCCCUACGCCAUGUCAAUAAGCUGUUUAAUAAGGCGUUUGGGUACUCAGCGAGGAAAGUUCCUGGACAUAUGCCCCACAUGAUGGACAAGGAUAUCAUGAAUGAACUACAGGACAUGUUUCCUGAGGAGUGGGCCGUCACAUCGUCACACAAGAUCCGUAGUUCCGACGACAUGCAGUUUGCUUUCUCCUAUUAUUACUACCUGAUGGGCGUCACAACGAAUGUCACCAUCGCACAGGUCUUUGAUGAAAUGGACACAGAUAAAUCUAGGGUUUUGUCGGACAGGGAGAUCCGCACACUAGCCACCAGGCUGUUUGACCUGCCUCUGAAUCUUCCUAUGCUAGUGAAGAUUGAGGACAUGAUGAGGAACUGUUCCACACACCUACCAGAAGAGGUCAUCAGGGAGUAUCCCCCGGUCCCCAAGGAGACCUACUAUGAGGAAGGAAUGCCUCAAGUGACUAGAAACUUGUUCACACAUUGUGAACCAAUGAUAGAGCUUGUUCACAAAAACUUCAAACCAGUGAACAAGUACAGUUUUACAAUAAUGGAUGAUGCAGAAAUUGCAUUUAAGAUGAUAAAAAGUAAUAUUUCCACGGUGGUUGGACAACUAGACGAUAUUCGUAAACACCCAAAAAAAUUCAUUUGUUUAAAUGACAAUAUAGAGCAUAAUAAGGAGGAUGCUCAAACAGUUAAAGCUAUUCUCCAGGACUUUUAUGAAGCAGUAUUCCCGAUUCCGUCACAGUUUGAACUUCCAAGGGAAUAUAGGAACCGUUUUCUACAUGCAGAUGAUCUAAGGGAAUGGAGGAAAUACCGGGACUGGCUUAAGUUUUGGACACACCUGGCCUUAGCUGUACUGGUCAUCUUUACUGUGGCUUCCUUUUUUGCAGACAAGAUUGAGGCUGCUCAGAAAAGAUUAUUUCGUCGACGUCCAAAAUCAACUUCAUCAUCAGCAGAAAAUGAGACAAGCGAGACUUCAAGCGGAUCGGGCGGCGGAGUGGAGACCGUUUGACGGUUACUGCUCUGGAUAAUCACACCUGACGUCAUUAUGGCUAUCCUCAUCUUCAUUCUGUUUGUUGUUGUAUUUCUAAUGGUCAGUGAAUCGUACAAAUUCUGAAUUUAUUUUCAUGGGCAUUCAAUUUUGAAUUAGAAAUAUCUUUCAUAGCAACCCUUUUUGGGAAAAAGAAAUUUUAAGCAUAAGCAUAAGUAAGCAUACCUCCUGGAGUAUCGAGGAUGAUUAUAAGAUAGCAUUGGUUGAUGAAGAUUGGAAAGUGACUUGUAAAAUCUUCAAAAGACAUUAUUUCUACAAGAAUGCCCAGUAUUAUAAUUUGUGUGAUAACUACAAGUCAUACAUACCAUCUGACCAUUUAGGAGGUUAUUAUUUCUACAAGAUAGACCAUGAUGUCUCGUGUGAUUAUUCAGAGCUGUACAUUAUCAUUUAACUGUUUAAUAGAAGAUGAACCAUUCCUACAGGAUAGACCAAUAUGUGGUGUGUGAUUAUUCAGAGCCGAACAUUAUUAUUUUAUUGUUUACAAUAACCUGCAUUAAAUUCCUUCGUUACAUAUAUACUCAGUAGUGCAUGGAUAUGAAAGAUUCUCGUUUACAAAAACAAUGCUUGGGUUUCCAAAGUUGAAGUCUUGAUAUUUGGAUUUUCUAUAAAAAUUCUGGAAAAUUAGGUUCCCAAAUUGAAUGUCUGGGCACAUGCAUUUCUGGAAAAAACUCAAGAAAUUUGGAUUUCAGAAGACUGAACUUUUGGGUUUUCUUUAUAAAAUCUUGACAUUUUGAUUUUCAAAUAAAAGUCUGGAAACUUGCAAAAUUAAAGUUUAGAUACUUGAGAUUCAUGAAUAAAAAAAUGUCUGGACAAAAAACAAAAUUCCUGGACACUCUAAUUUCCAAAAACAAAAGGUCUGGAAUGAACAUAGCAGAUUUAUCACCAUAGAAAUAUUGAUAAAAGUAAUUAUGAUGUAGUCCCAAGAUUUUCAUACCCAAGAUGAGCGAGGUUACAGUGUCAUGAUUCUGAUCAUAAUAUAAGGUAUUUAUUUUCCAAUAAGCCCAGUAGGCUAACGUUGUGCAAUCUAUAACUUAAAUCAUUCACCCCAGAAGACACAUCUGAACUCUACCAAUUAAAAGGUUGGAAUAAUUCAUUAUGAAAUUUCAGGGGUGAAUGAGUUAAAGUAAGCAGUGGGAUUAUUACAGGACAAUGAAUUAGCAUUUGUUGGUAUUUCUUCUGAACUACAAUAGAUAUGGGUAGUGGGCUUAUUACCAGGCAUGGGCUUAUUACUGGAUAAAUACAGUAUACCAUGUAGUUAGUGCUGUCGGAACAGUACUACUUACAUAUGUACUUCUUAUACUUUUUGUCCUCAUUGUCUCGCAUUUUAUAUUUAGUACUGUUGAGCUUGAUUUUGGAGGAGUGGGUGAGGUACAUAAAUGUACUACAUGUAUAUAUAAGUUAUUCAUAAACAUAAACUAUAAAAAUGCUUUUAUUUGAAGAUUCAUAAUACCAUGAACUGUCAAAAGUGUUCUAGCUAUGCACAAAUUGAUUUAGUUAUCCAUAACAUGCAGAAAAUUAGUGGUGGUUUUUUUAUCUAUUUUAUAUUUGUAAUAACAGUAUCAUAAUAUAAUGCUUUUCGAUUUAAAAAAAAAUUGAUUACUGCUAAAAUGGGUAUGUUUACAGUUCUAGGGAAAAUAGCGUUUGGUUACAUCUGGAUGGUGAGUUUUUUCGUUCUUUUUAAGAUAUAGAUAAAUGUUAAUGAAAUUGACAUUGUUUAGAUUACUGGUAGCAGGGAAUUGAAUGUUAUAUGUAAAUGGAAGUCUGUGAACAUGUGCUUAACUGUGUACAAGUGUUGAUGUUGAAAGUAAUUAUGCAUGUUUGUGUACAAAUUCUAUGAACAAAAUGUGUUAUGCCAUGUAAAUGAACUUGAAAAAGUAUUUGUGAUGUGAGUCUAUGAACAAAUGCAAGUGUUAAAGUGUGUAUAAGAUUAUAAUUGUUUUUAUCAUAUUUUAUUUUGUAUAUAUCAUAGGUGUCAACCUCUGAGAUCUCCCUCAUUC